AUGUGGCACGGCUUCAGGGCCAUGUGGAGCUUUUGGGCCUUGUGCAUGCUGGGGCGAGUUUGGAGCCAAAGUGCUCCAAACUCUCCUGACACGAGUUGCAUGUUGCAGUUCAUGGCAGCGCGUCACCUCGAUACCACCCAGGGCCCCGACUGCUCUUCCAGCGCUGACUGGACGCAGCAGUUGCGCGUGACUGCGCUGAACUUCUCGGGCAGCCUUUCGGGAGCACAGGUGUCGACAGGCUCCGAAGAUGAUGUGAACCUUCUGGCGUGGUCGCCUAAGACGGGAACGGUCCCCGGUGAUGUUCUAGUUUUCAACAACAGCAUUUGCUCGGACUUUGGAGGAUGGGAGUUGCAGGCGAACCUCACAGAAGUAGCAAGUCAGAACGUGACCUUGCCGUACGAUUGGGCAACGAACACGGCCCUGAGUAGUGAGAAGAUCGUCGUGGCCUUGAGCAUCGUGAGUCUUACGAGCACCACGCACACCUUCAAGUACGACGGGGCCUCAUGGGUUUUCUUGGGACGGCAAUCCUUUCCGGGCAUUCGCAGUGUGACCAUGGCUCUUGGAGGAGACUUAUUGGUCAUUCUGAACUCAGGGACUUUCCAGACUUUCCAGUUGCAAGGAUCCGUUUGGACACUUGUGCCCACCGCAGAGCUUCAGCUCGACACCGUCAGAUUCGCGACCGAUGGGAGGACUCUGACUGUUGAAGAAAGGAGCCCUGUUGUGCAACUCUCCGUCUACCAGUGGGCCGGCAGCUUGUGGUCAAACGUGGCAAACAUCUCCGCCCCCGCCGGCCCCCCAGUAGGGGGCCUCGGCUUGGACGUGGACGGAAACUACAUCAUCGCCGGCUGGAUUUUCCUAUCAGGCACGGCCCUUGAAUCAGUGACGGUGAUCUACGAAGAUCAAGGAGGGCUUUGGCCCGAAGUUUUCCGGAUCAGCAACGACGUUACACAACCGGCAUCGAUCUUCGGCAUCUCAUCCUCCGCAAGGGCCGUCGUGAAUUGCGCGGGUGCGCUGGGCUGCGCAGGGGUCACCAUCCUCGAGGUGACUCCCAACGGAACGUGGGCCGAGGUUCAGUCCUUCAACGAAUCGGAUCCCGAUGCCGUUAGUACUACGAGCGCAUCGAUAUCGGCGACUUCGCUUGCUCUUGCAGAGUGGAUACCAGUCAUACCCAACACCGAGUACCAGAGUGUCGGAAGGAUCUUUGGGUGCAAUGGGACCUCCUCGACCACGACAACCACCGUGCCUUUGCCGUAUUACCGGCCUUACUAUCGCAGACGCUGCCCUCCUCGAUGUCGUCGACACUAUCGCCGGCCACCCUGGUUUUGGUGGAGCUGCAAGCGCCUUUGUGGGCGCUAG
This is a messenger RNA of Symbiodinium sp. CCMP2592, 1356 nucleotides long. Lineage: Eukaryota; Dinophyceae; Suessiales; Symbiodiniaceae. The record is from the annotation of a GenBank genome assembly.